This is a messenger RNA of Spirometra erinaceieuropaei, 410 nucleotides long. The record is from the annotation of a GenBank genome assembly. NCBI's taxonomy places the organism in Eukaryota, Metazoa, Platyhelminthes, Cestoda, Diphyllobothriidea, Diphyllobothriidae.
AUGCGAAACCAGCCGGACCUUUUGGUGACAAAUGCGAUCCCGGGUACCGAGGCGUGGAACGGCCAUCGUCUCGUCAUCUCGAAGUUGAGGGCCCGCAUACAACCACUGGGAAAAUCUCAAGGUAAGCGACCACCAGGUUAGUGGAAUACUGUUCUUGUGGAUGUGCCUGCUUACCUUUUCCACCUUAGUUACAAGAAAACUCGGCUGCUAAACAGCCUCCAGUCGUCAACGACGAGGACGCUUUCAUAGAAAACCGAAUGUGUCAACCGAGGGACACAGUAGAGUCAACUGCUCCGGAUGUCCUCGACCGUGCACGUGAUCAAAACCAGGACUUCUCUGACGACAACGACGAUGACGACGACGACGACGACGAGGCGGCUAUCGGAAACUUGCACUCUGAGAAGAACUGA